AUUCAUGAUACAGACUUUCUGUAAAAACGUUUUGGUGUCUUGCAAAAUCAAAAUUAAGUGUGUCUGUCAAAACUCUUCAGUUUUCUGACACAUAGAUAGAUUCUGGUGCAGGCCGUCUUCCAUUGUAUCAUAUCCUCUGUGAUCAGAAAUUGUAUUCUUCUGAUCGGAAAUUCACCACACAGUUAGAAACUAAAUACUGAACAUAGUCAAGUCUUUCACCUAGUCAACAUGAAACUUUUCCUGCACAAUAUACUAACUUCACGUGUGCUAAAGGCUGUGAAAGUGGGAUACCCCUUGAAACUCAAAGCAAAGGAAAUAAAAGUAUCUACAGUCGACUAUGAUCCAUCGUCGGUUGCACGCUUGAUUCCGAAAGUUGAGUGGUCUGUUGUAAAAUCAGUAGCAGAUGAAAUUGGUGAAGAUUAUAUUCCCUGUUUGCCUGAAGAAGUUCCUUCUAACUACUCAGAGAACGAGGAAUUCUUGAAAUUGGCUCACAAAGCGCUACUUGAAGUUGACAUCAUGGAGGGUGUAUUGGUCUGCCCAGAAACUGGUCGUGAAUUCACUAUUUCACAUGGGAUCCCAAAUAUGUUGGUUAAUGAGGGUGAAUGAAUUUCUGUAUCGCUUCGUCCUGUAAAUUUUACCUGUAUAAUAAACGAGAUUUAAUCUAA
Molecule: messenger RNA, 665 nt
Organism: Trichobilharzia szidati
Lineage: Eukaryota; Metazoa; Platyhelminthes; Trematoda; Strigeidida; Schistosomatidae
Source: the annotation of a GenBank genome assembly